Ipomoea nil (Japanese morning glory) is the source of this 4106-nucleotide messenger RNA. RefSeq lists its product as uncharacterized. Gene Ontology annotation, molecular function: transcription corepressor activity; acyltransferase activity, transferring groups other than amino-acyl groups. The record is from RefSeq and is a predicted model, not a curated record. Gene Ontology annotation, biological process: negative regulation of DNA-templated transcription. The transcript is spliced from 9 exons. The coding region runs from base 251 to 3583 and encodes 1110 amino acids. NCBI's taxonomy places the organism in Eukaryota, Viridiplantae, Streptophyta, Magnoliopsida, Solanales, Convolvulaceae.
UCAUUUCCCCCCCUUCUCCCAACAGACAUUGCCAAUUUUCUUGCUUCCUCUCUUUCUUCCUCGAUCUCUCCCCUCCCCACUCUCUCUCUCUAAAACCCUCGCUUUGAUUUCUCUCUCUAGAACCCCAAAAUUCCAUACCAGUCGUUUCAGUUUCUUCCAUUCUACUGCGACCUGUACGUACAGCUUCGUGUAUGUAUCUGCUGCUACUAAGAUUUCGGAUUUUGCCUCAAUCGGUUGUUGAGUUUACGAGAUGGAUGAGGGGCUAAGAUCCAGUGAUUUUUGUAAGGAAGGGAGAGUGGAGUUGGAUUUGAAUGUGGAGCCCAUUGAGGAAGCGGAUGAUACUGUGAUCACAGCUGACCAUGAUUCUCAGCGGAAGUGUGAUGUUCAUUCCCUGGGAAAUAAGGUUGAAGAGUGGGAAAGUGUGGGUGGUGGUGAUGGAUGCCGAGUAAAUGCUGAUGCUGAUCAUGGGGCAGGGUUGGCUGCCACUUUGUGUGUUGAAGAGCCAGAAGUGAUGCAAUGUGAUGUAGAUGCUAAUGCUGCUGUUUGUCCGGAUGAUCCAAAUAUAAAGAAGCCCGGGGGACCUAUAGGCGAUGAUACAGCCAGUGAAGGUAAUUUGGAUGAUGGGGGAUUGCCCUUGGUCUGUGUUAAGGAAGAAACAAUCACCUUACAGGAAACUGAAGUUGUCCAGAGAUGUGUUAAAUCAGAAGAUGAUGGAAAAGAUGUAGGCAUAGUGACUGUUGAGGGUUCCAAUUUGCAUGGUGAUUCUAAUGAAUGUGGGCAUGUGGUCCAAAAGAGCCGAAGAGGGAGGAAAAGAAAAAACAUUGAAAAUUCUCAAUGUCACGAUGGUGAAGUCAAAAGAAAGAAAGACAACCAUUUACCUUCGCCCGGCAGUACUGGAAAUGUUGGAAGGGUGUUGAGGUCCAGGGUUAUUGGUAUAAGUCAAGCAGGGCCUCAGCUUAGUGGAGAGAAUUUGGGUGUUGCUGCUUUGGAAGUAAAAAAGGAAACUCAAAUGCAAGAGGUUGAUCAAUCAGAAAAACCAUUUAUGGCUAAGAAUACUGAAAUUUCUCCACCAUAUGGUAGGGGUAGGAAAAAAGUGAAGGGUCGUCGUGGUCGGCCUCCCAAGAUCCCCAGAAAUGAUGUACUUGCUCCACCAAUCAGUAAGGACCUGAAAAAGGUGAAGCGUCGUCGUGGAAGGCCCCCUAAGAUGCCUAGCAAAGAUGGUACUUCUGAAAUAGUUGUUUGCCAGAAAGAUAGAGUAAUUGAGUCCAAGGAAAAUGUUAGGCAUAAAAAGGCUGGAAAUGUAAUUAAGAGAUCUAAGUUUUCCAAGUCACAAUUGGAAAGUGCGGAGCUACAGCUUGUCAAUGAUGAAAAUAAAGAGGAUAAGAAGUCCUUGAAAUCGAAAGAAGGGGAUAAGGGUCGUACGGUACAACAGCAAGCAGUUAGAGAUCAAAUAGUGGAAAGUGCGGAGCUACAGCUUGUCAAUGAUGAAAAUAAAGAGGAUAAGAAGUCCUUGAAAUCUAAAGAAGGGGAUAAGGGUCGUAGGGGACAACAGCAAGCAGUUAGAGAUCAAAUAGUGGAUAUUCUAAAGAAGGCAGGAUGGACUGUGGAAUAUAGACCCCGGCAAAGCAAGGAAUACAGUGAUGCAGUUUAUGUGGAUUGUGAAGGAAAAACACAUUGGUCAUGCACUUUGGCCUAUAGGAAACUCAAAGAGAAAGUUGAAAAUGGAGAUGCAGAUGAUAAGACCCUCUCUGCAUUUGCUGUCAUCCCAGAAGAGGUACUUGGAACACUGUUCAGAACUAGACGAAAUAAAAUAAAGAAGUUUAAAAAGCAGAGUGGAAGUGAAAGUGACAAGAAAAAGAACAUCAAGGAGCAUUCUUCGUACAGUGACAAGGUUAUACGUCGCCAAAAAUGCAAAGAAAAAUUAAAUGCUAAUCCCAAAUUCAAAGACAAAUUUCUAAGGAAAAAAACCAAAGCCAAUGCACAUAGACGUGAUGAUGAUCUUUCAAUGAAGGCAUCAAACAGGGGAAGGUCAAGAUCAAAAAAAGAUGGACGUAAUAGAAAGCGAUAUGCUUUGUUGGCCCGUAGUUCUGGGGAAAUGUCUGAUCAAGAUGGUGAUGGAUUUGUGUUGUAUGAUGGAAAGCGAAGUCUUCUCUCAUGGAUGAUUGAUUUUGGAACAAUCCAAUCCAAUGCACAAGUGCAGUACAUGAAUGCUAGGAGGACAAAAGUAAUGCUUGAGGGAAAGAUUACUGGUGAUGGAAUUUGCUGUGGCUGCUGUGAUCAAACAUUUACACUUUUAGAUUUUGAGUCUCAUGCAGGAAGUACAUUAGGUCAGCCACUUGAACAUAUAUGCCUAGCCUCAGGGCGUUCUCUUUUACAAUGCUUAGCAGACUCAUGGAGCAAACAGGAAAAAUCUGAAAAUAUUGAUUUCCAUCCUGUGAAUGUGGAUGCCAAUGACCCAAAUGAUGAUACAUGCAACAUCUGUGGAGAUGGUGGUGACUUGAUCUGUUGUGAUGGUUGCCCAUCAACAUUCCAUCAAAGUUGCUUAAAUAUUCAAAAUUUACCUUCUGGGAAUUGGCGAUGUGUAUAUUGUUCAUGCAAAUUCUGUGGGACUGUUGCUGGAAAAUCCUGUCAUGUUGAUGACCACAUGACUGUCCCUGAAUUAUCCAUGUGCCAUUUGUGUGAGGAAAGAUUCCAUGUUGCUUGUAACCAGGGUGAGAAUAAUUUGGAUUCCAAGGAUAUGUCGUUUUGUGGAAAGGGGUGUGAGAAGCUUUUUGAGGGCCUGCAGGUGCUUCUUGGGGUCAAGCAUGACUUGGAUGAAGGAUUUUCAUGGACAAUUCUUCAAAGACGUUUUGUUGGGCAGGAUGUAAUAGGAAGCGACAACUCAUUAAAAAUAGAGUGUAAUUCAAAAUUAGCUGUUGCAUUCUCUGUGAUGGAUGAGUGUUUUGUGCCCAUUGUCGAUGAGCGAAGCAAAAUCAAUAUGAUCCACAAUGUUGUCUACAACUGUGGAUCAAAUUUCAGGCGGCUGAAUUAUUGUGGCUUCUAUACUGUUAUUCUGGAGAAGGGUGAUGAACUUGUUGCUGCGGCAUCCAUAAGGUUACAUGGGAGUCAGUUGGCUGAGAUGCCAUUUAUUGGUACAAGGUACAAAUAUCGCCGCCAAGGGUUGUGCCGUCGGCUCAUUGGAGCAAUUGAAACAGCCCUUUGUUCACUUGGCGUUGAGCAACUGGUUAUACCAGCUAUACCAGAACUUAAUGAAACAUGGACAAAGAUUUUUGGUUUCACACCCCUUGAAGAGUCAAAGAGACGAGAAAUGACGCGCAUGAGCAUGAUUGUUUUCCCUGGCACGGAUAUGCUUCAGAAACCUAUACCGAAGCAUCAAGAUACUGAUGAUCAUAUUACAUCUACUGGUACUUUUCAUGGUGACAUUACAGAGGCUUCAUCCGAGGUCGAUCUCAACAAAAAUGUAGUUACUGUUGAGCCUGUCGAAUCCUGUGUAAAUUCCUCUCGUGGCUUCUUGCAAGAUGCAACCGACAUGAAAACUGGCUUCGAAUCUUUCAUACCAAAGGAAGCCCUCAGGGUCCAAUAGGUUGUAGCUUCUCACAGUGACUUGCUUCGGCUUUUUGAGCUCUGAGAUCUUGUGAUUUAUCGCAAAAUUUGUACAUAAAGAUUUGUUACUGGAGGGCUUCGCUUGCCAGCACAGAUGUCAAGGAUGGAAUAUGCAUUGGACUAACCUACGUUUAACGACAUAGAUCUUGGCAGAAAAUGUGAAUACCUAACUGCGCAAGGUGAUGGAAGAAAUCGCUUAUUUUGAAGGUAACAUCUGGUCUCAAGUGCCUGCUAAAUUGCAACCAUCUUUUUUUGUUUUUCCAAUUGAAAAAUGUAUGGUUUCAGUUUCUGUUUAGUGUUGCAGAGAGUAAUAGUUUGUAACAUGUCUGAUUCUGAUGGCUGAUUGAGAUCUGUAAUCUUAGUGGCAUUAGCAUUCAAAGCUUAAUGUUUUUCUAAGUGACAAAUUCCAUGGGAUUUUGUAGUCUCAGACAUUGUGUUAAGUAUUAACUAUGGUGUCUGGCAGUGUCCUCAGUUGCCCUCUCUCUUUUUUAUUUUAUUUUAUU